CGGCGGCAGCGAGGCUAGCGAGCGCCCUUUGACCCGGCUUAUCAGUGCCGAUAAGCCUGGGAUAUCCUAGAUGUUCAGGAUAGCCUAGGACGGACAUUCGAGUCGUGGAUCCCGGACAGUGAGGAUCGUGUGGUGUCUUGUGGACGACUAGGAGACGACGGGUGUACGGUGUACGUAGAGAGGAGUGUACGUGACGGUUGGUGUCCUGUGCCUGUGGAGACGGCUGGCGUACGUUGGUGGUACAUCGGAGUGUGGUGAUACCGGUGAACAGUGUCGGCAUUCAAGUUGGGUAGUGAGACAGUGACCCACUUGGGAGGAUGGGUAAGAAGCAGCGGAGUGAAGAAGAAGGCUACGGCAAUGACAGUCGUCCGUGGCUGCUCGGACUGCGGCCUGAGGAACCUUUCAUGACGUCCAGCACAACCAAAGAUACAUUUACAGGAGAUCGGCCUUCCGCACCUAGUGGAGAAGGUAUUCGAAAACAGAUGCUAAAGAAGGAGCUUUGGGACCAGGCCAAGAAACAGAUCUUGGAGGAACUAUCAAAACCAGACACCAACGAGCAGCCGACGACAACUUACAGCGGAACCUUCGUAAAGGAAGGAUUUAAAGCUGAGCCUAUCAAGACUGCUCCAGAGUUGCACCAGAAAUACCCCCUCUACCUAGACCAGGGAGUGAGUGUAUGGAGGGAGAAGCUGCCCUCCCUACCUGGCGCCACACGGUCGCCCCACCCUAGACAUCAGUUCCGCAGAUACGCUGGGUUCACCACACCGAUAGACAAACUGCUUUACGACCCAGCUGACAUUCAUUGAUUCCUUUUAAAACUAAUAUCAAAAAAUGUUAAAUCUCGGUAAAAUUUGAAUUUUAUAUAUCUCUUAUGAAUUGAAUGCUACAUUCGUAAUAUUGAUGUAUAUGUUUGU
Molecule: messenger RNA, 914 nt
Organism: Macrosteles quadrilineatus (aster leafhopper)
Lineage: Eukaryota; Metazoa; Arthropoda; Insecta; Hemiptera; Cicadellidae
Product: sperm-associated antigen 8-like
Exons: 4
Coding region: 318-806 (162 amino acids)
Biological process (GO): positive regulation of transcription by RNA polymerase II
Cellular component (GO): nucleus; cytoplasm
Molecular function (GO): microtubule binding
Source: RefSeq, a predicted model, not a curated record